AGAGAGGCUGAUGAAGGAGGUUUUGGAGCCCUUGAGGAAGGCCAUGGACGAAGGCUUUGAAGAUAAGUUUCCAAGAAAGCAGCACUCAUGUCCGAUUGAGAAGUAUUUGAAUGAUGUCAAAGCUGGUGGAGAGUCUAAGAUCAAUGUAAGUGCUAUUCUUACACAUGAUAUCAUAGGCUACGUGAGUGAUAAAAAUUUCGGGCCACUGGUUGAGCAUCAGUGGAAGGCAAUGGUUGAGAAAAUCUAUUCAAAGCAGGGAAAGUUCAAGAAUUGCUUGGCUGUAUGUGACGUCUCAGCAAGGAUGAGUGGAUAUCCCAUGGAUAUGUCAAUUUCUUUGGGACUGUUGGUGUCUGAAUUGGGUGAAGAGCCGUGGAAAGGAAAGGUGAUAACUUUCGGUCAAAAUCCUCAGCUACAUUCGAUACAAGGCGGUGAUAUAAAGUCCAAGUACACAUUUAUGAGGACGAUGGAUAACCAGCAUUGGGAUGGCGAGACUGAUUUUCAGAAGGUGUUUGAUUUAAUUCUUCAAGUGGCUGUGAAUGGGAAUUUGAAGCCAGACCAAAUGAUCAAGAGGCUCUUCGUGUUCACCAGCGACCAAGACUUUGAUGAUGCUUCUUUCAAUAGAUGGGAGACUGACUAUGAGGCGAUACAGAGAAAGUUCAAGGAGAAAGGAUAUGGCGAUGUGGUGCCACGCAUACUGUUUUGGAAUCUGAAUGACAACGACAUGCCUAUACCAGUGGCGCAUGCUACAGAACAAGGUGUGGCGAGGUUGAGUGGCUUCUCCUAUAAUUUGGUCAAGUGCUUCUUGGAGAAUGAUGGGGAAAUUGGCCCCCAUCAUCUCAUGGUAAUAGACAUCUCUGGCUCGCGGUAUCAACAUCUGGCUGUAGUAGACUGAUGCUAUCAUCAUCAUCAUCAUCAUCAGUUUUAAGAAAAGAUCAGCUUCAUUCUCUCCAAUAAUUCGUUGUUUCUUUUUUAUCUGUUUGCCUAGUUAAGCUUCUAAUCCUGAGCAUUGAACCAGUUGCAGUGUUUUCGGUUUUUCUUCUAAGCUGGUUUCUGUGUUGGGUUUCAUGUAAGUUAAUUUCGUUGGGUUGGUAAUGGCUAGUUAA
Molecule: messenger RNA, 1103 nt
Organism: Prunus avium (sweet cherry)
Lineage: Eukaryota; Viridiplantae; Streptophyta; Magnoliopsida; Rosales; Rosaceae
Source: RefSeq, a predicted model, not a curated record